AUCUCAUGAUCCUCAUCCUCGGAAGAGUGGAAAGUGAUGAGCGAGCUCGCUCUACGAAGAAGCCCUCUGAUCAAGGCUGACACUCGUCCACAGAGCCUAGAGGCUGGGUCUAUGGCUACGGCCGAAAUGGACUACUUCUAAGCAAGCUGUGAUCGCAGCGACAUGAACAGUCAGAUCCUUCCGGACAAUAUAGCUCCCGUUCCGUGAUGCAACGAGCCUUGUCUGCGCGUUUCAGCUCAUGACACAGCUCAAGACUGUCAGCGAACCGGAACUUGACUGCCUGGGAACUUGAUGAGGCAAACUGAGGUCUCGAGAUCGCCUGUUUAUGAACCUACACAAAGACUCUGCAGUCACGGGCGACCGAGCUCCACCAAAGUUGGAUGUCGAAUGCAAAGCCCUUUGGUCGGUCGACAGGGUUUGGCAUGCUCAUAUGUCUGGCAUGUUGUUACCCCAUAUGAGCAACGCCAUCGGCGCGGAAAGAGCCACUGGCUGAGUGGCACGGCAGCCAGAGUGGAUGCUCCAGCAAGUCAAUAUGCUGAGCUACUGAAAGACGCCGUCAGCUUCAGCGUGGCCGUGACAAACUCAAGGAGAUCACGGCAGCGCAGAGUUGAAUAUCAAACACCAGUAAGCAAAAAGCUGGAACCUGAUUGCGACCGUCUGGUAGCUGAGAUCAUCUUCUCCCUCCAUCUUAUAUCCUUCACAGGACCCAACAGAACGCCAGUUGACACUUGCAUGUGCAAGCCCAGGCGGAUCUUGCCACGCCAGCGUCUGGCUUGCUUACAUCUCCUGCUCAUUCUUGAUCUGACUUUCUUGUCUCAAUCAUCUUGAUCCCUUUCGCUGUAUUAGCAAGUGCACCAUGCUUUGCCUCAGCUCAGUGUUGAAUUCUCCAGGCACAAGACAUUGCUUGUGGGGCUUGCUUGACGUUUGAGUCU
This is a messenger RNA of Aspergillus aculeatinus CBS 121060, 932 nucleotides long. RefSeq lists its product as uncharacterized. Lineage: Eukaryota; Fungi; Ascomycota; Eurotiomycetes; Eurotiales; Aspergillaceae. The transcript is spliced from 3 exons. Bases 292 to 828 code for a protein of 178 amino acids. The record is from RefSeq and is a predicted model, not a curated record.